This is a messenger RNA of Lates calcarifer (barramundi perch), 5599 nucleotides long. RefSeq names its product pogo transposable element derived with ZNF domain a (gene pogza). Bases 1396 to 5178 code for a protein of 1260 amino acids. Lineage: Eukaryota; Metazoa; Chordata; Actinopteri; Centropomidae. The record is from RefSeq and is a predicted model, not a curated record. Gene Ontology annotation, molecular function: RNA polymerase II cis-regulatory region sequence-specific DNA binding; DNA-binding transcription factor activity, RNA polymerase II-specific. Gene Ontology annotation, biological process: regulation of DNA-templated transcription. The transcript is spliced from 25 exons.
CGUUAUAAUCAAUCUAUGUGAAGGAUAAAUGGAUCUUUAAAAUAAAGGAUAUGAAAAUAUUUCAUUUAAACAUUUAUAAAUCUAUGGUUUAAUCCACAGAACAGAUUAUGAAUCGUCUCUGCGUGUAUUUUAAGACCUUAUUUAGAUCCAUAUCAGGGCUGUUCCUGGUGUAUCUCAGAAAUUUAUAAACUUAAUAUUUAGAUCUGACGGCUCAACUGUUAGCUGAGCAACAUUAGCAAAGCUAACACUUAUGAGAGAAAGUUUAAAAUAGUUUAGUGGUGAAAACCACGACUGAAAACAAUGGAAGAUAUUUUCAACCAAGUGUUUAAAACCGCAUGUGGUUUCACAAACGUCUGUUGUUGAAUAUUUUAUCAUUUAAACAACAAAUGGUUGUUGUUUAGGAGCUUAGCUAACAGGGAAGCUUAGCUGGAAGAUAAUGAGCCUUAUAGAUUUAAUGCAACUUAUCUAUAGUUGACGCACAGAUCUGUAAUUAUCGCUGUGCUCAUAUUUAUUGACGUUAUGUUGUUAAUUUAAUGUCUUCGACGAUCAGGUUAACACUAAGCUAGCCAGAGGCAGCUAACUAGCAUCAGUGUGAAUUGUUUCAUAUUUAUAAACUACAGGAGCGACAGCGGACAUGUAUCCAGAGGCUAAUUUAGUCUUACCAUAGUUGGAUGUUUUAAUGAAACUGUUUCGUUGAGACUGAAGCGACAUUCAUUAAUUUGCAGUAACUUUGAUGAGGUGAUCGCAGCUAACAUUAACUAGUUAGCCAACAUUAGCCCGUUUGACCGUUCAUAGUCCGCAUCCAGAACACUGAGCACGGUACCGGUACCGGACGGUGUUAGCGUUUACUUUUACUAUAGCUUUUUAAGUUCUCGUUUAAGUCUGAAUUACAUAUUAUUUGAGUCAAAUCAGUGAAUAACCGGACCGGAAGAGUUUAAAAUGUCAUGUUAGCAUGCUUAUCUCUGUUAGCAAGCAGACAUUAGGGUCGGUUCAACUCGAGGAUGGACACUGCUGAUGGUGGUUGUAUUAAUGUGAAGACAUAUUUAUAACUGUAUCAGAUGAAUAACGGAUGAAAACAGGUAUACGUGUUAGUUUCUUUUUCUUUUUUUUUUUAAAUUCAAACUGAAUGGAAAUGGCUGCUGAGUAAGAUAUCCCUCCGCCUCCGUGCACUCUACCAGCACCAGGAGGAGGGGACGUGGCGGAGGGAUACAGUUGUAGCGCCGUCGUCAGUCCAGGUUUGCAGCCUCAAACGGUGCUAACAGCUAACAGCUCCAGUCUGUGGACAUCACUCAUUCAAUGAGUAUUUUACAGAAAGACUACGUUUAAAAGCGGAAUUUUUACGGAAUAAGUUUCUAUUUAACAUAUAAACGCUCCGGACAAGGUGAGAGGGGGACGAUGGAGGUGGAGUGUGCAGCAGGCGGAGGCUCUGACCUGCUGAUGGAGUGUGAUGAAGAGGAGCAGGAGGUUUGGCCUUCAUCACCAGAGACAGACGAAGAGGAGGAGGAUGAAGGUGAACAGAUAAAACAAGGUCUGGAGGCUGAUGUCAGUCCCAUGGAGCAGGGGAAGGAGACUGACCCCCCAGCAGUCAGGAUCAUUCCCAUCCCAGUCCAACCAGUGAACAGCUGCAGCCCCCCCCCAGUCCACACAGUGAAGUCGUCAGGUGGCCUGGGCUUCCUGGUGAAUGGUCGGUCGGUUCCUCUGCUGCCUGGAGGUGGAGGUGUGGAGCUGAAGCUGCGCUCUCAUCCUGGAGGUUCAGCCAGUGGGUUCACUACAGUCCAGAUCCCCGUCACUCUGACAGUCCACAGUCCUGCAGGGACCCAGCUCAUCAGCACCACGGCCUCCCUGACUGCCUCCGUCAGCUCACACACGCUCCCUGCUCCUCCUGCUGCUCUGCCCGAACCUGCACCUGAGGCUGAGCCCACUCCCAUCAUCACAGGUGUCGUCUCAGGUGAAGCAGCUCAGAAGGUUCUGAGUGACCACAGAGUGAACUUCAAACCUGGCCUGCCUCAGGUCGACCUGAAGACUCCGCCCUCUGCUACUGCACCUGCCCCACCCACCCUCCCCCUCCCCUCCCCUCGGCCCACCCCCAGCAGACUGGCAGCGGCUCACAAGCCGCGACGCAAAGGUCAGGGACCGGUCCCUCCUCCAGACUGUCUGGUCUGUGUGUCUCAGUACAAACUCAUCACAGAGCUCAGAGGAUUCAUGUGUAUGUGCAGUCCUGAGAUCGCUCAGAGUCUGAAGAACCUGAAGAAGAAGAACAGAUCUUACAGGAAGCACAGAGACAGGAAGACUUCUAGAGACUCAGGGAGCAGCAGUAAAGUGUCCAGGACUCGACCUGGACCUGGACCUGGACCUGGACCUGGACCUGGACUCCCUGCUAGGACUCGCAGGUUGUCUGAUGACCUCCUGUCAGGCCAGUUCACCGCCCCCCCCUACAACAUCCUCCAUCAGGACCAGUCCGAGCCCCCCUCAGACCCCCCCCAUGGUAAACUGGUCAUACUGGUGGAGGACUUUUACUACGGCUCCGCCCCCGGACGGAGCGGGCUCAGACCCAGCCUGCAAGGCAGGAAGUUCACAGGACCGUACCGCUGCAUUCACUGUUCCAAGACGCUGCGCAACAACAUCCAGUUGAUGAGUCACAUGUGGCAGCACGUGACCAUGAUGUCUCAGGAGGACGGAGACGUGGACUCAGCCUCUUCAUGUCCUCACUGCUUCCGUCACUUCCUGUCCCCGUUCAAACUGCAGUGCCACCUGGAGGCUGUUCACAGCCAGUACAAGUCCACAGCGACCUGCAGGAUCUGUGAGCUGGACUUCAGCAGUGAACCAGAUUUCCUGUGGCACAUGAAGAACACUCAUAAACCAGGAGAGAUGCCGUACGUCUGCCAGGUGUGUGACUUCAGGUCGUCCUUCUACUCAGACGUCUGGUCUCACUUUGAGGAGGUUCACUCUGACACCAAACACCUGCUGUGUCAGUACUGUCUGAGAGUCCUGCGCAGCAACACCUGCUAUCAGCAGCACUUCGCCAGACACCAGAAGAAACACGUGUUCGGCUGUGAGAAGUGUCGCCUUCACUUCCUGUACGUUAAAGAACGCAUCGAACACAAACUGCUGCAUCACAAAACCCACAUCAGACCGCCUCAGCUCACCGGACUCAGACCUGGGACCAAGGUGACGGUGAGGACGUACUCUGUGGUCAGAGGAUCUGAGACUGAAGAAGCUGAGCAGAAAUCAGCCGUUCCCUGUAAGGUGGUGGAUGUUGACCCCCCUCCCCCCCCACAGGAGCCUCCUAAGAGAAAAUCAGUGGAGAGUCUGGGCCCCCUGCUGAGCAGCCUCAGUCAGACCACUGGUGUCUCCUGCCCCCCCCCUCGCUGUGUGGAGUGUCUGUCUGUGGUCCAGGACUUCAGGACCCACUUCCCAUCUCUGGUCCACUGCUCCCUCUGCAGGUUCAUCACCUGCUGCUCCACCUCCUACGCCAACCACAUGAUCAAUAACCACGCGACCUGCAGGAAGACUCCUCCGUACCAGAGCAUCUUCCUGUCAGACCCCCGGUCGUCUCAGAGGCUGGACUGUGAGUCCUGUUCACUGUCCACCUACAGAGGAGACCUGAUGGCCAAUCACCUGACAGAGAGACCUGAUCACUGUUGCAGAACACACUCAGAGACGAGCGUCAGCAGAGCUCAGCCAACACACAACUCUCACAGCGUUACUUCACCAGGUGGUCGGGGUCGUGGAUCCUUCAUCCCCAUCCACCUCCUCCCCUCCGGUCAGACCUCCACCCAGCUGUCAGUGAAACCCCUCACCUCCCCCUCUCCCCUCUCCUCUCCGCCGGCCAUGACCAUCAAGUUCCUGGGGCCCCGCCCACAACCUGAGCAGCCUCCAGGUCCUCCUCUGUCGGCGUCCCAGCUCUCCGUCGUCCUCUCCUCUCUGUGUCACGGCCUCUCUCAGGCCUCCCGCCGCUACCUCACGCCGGCCGCCAAGAUCUCGUCAUGGACGCGGCAGCAGGAGCGUGGGCUGUGGGGCAGGAGGUGGAGCUGGGGCUCAGAGAAGCUGUCGGAGUGGCUGGUGAACCAGAGGGAGCAGCAGCUGACAGUGAACGAAGCCCUGCUGCUGCAGGCGGCCAGAGGAGCUCUGGGAGAGCACAGUCAGCUGCUGGACUGCUACCGCUGGACCGUGGACUUCCUGCUGAGACACGACGCCAGUCUGCAGACUGCCACCACCACUGCCACCACCAACAGAGUCGCACUGCCCGCCAAGAUCAGAGACAACAUCCACUCAUUCAUACAGUCCACCUGCUCCCAGAUCCAGACGACAGCUCUCCCCCCUCACUGCGUCGCCUCCAUGGACGAGUUCUCCAUCUUCGUGGACUCAGACCGGUUCAGUAAUCAGAGCCCGGCAGCCUUCCAGCUGUCGGGGUCCUCUGAGGACAGACCUGUGCUGGACGUGGUCCUUUGUGCUCUGUCUGACGGGACCCUCCUCCCCCCCCUGCUGCUCUUCAGAGGAGCUCCCUCACAGGUUCCUGAAGGGUUCCCUGACAACGUCCUGCUGGAGGCUCGACAGGAAGGAUUCACCGAUGACCACCGUCUGCACAUCUGGAUCGACAAGGUGUGGCGCCCCCACGUGGCCGACAGUCAGUCUGUCCUGAUGGUGGACGUCCAUCGAGGUCACGCGACGGACAGGUUCAGAGAGCAUCUGUCCUCGGUCUCCACGGACCUGAUCCUGAUCCCGUCAGGAUGCAGCUGUCGCCUGCAGCCGCUCGACGUCUGCGUGACGCCAGUGCUCAGAGACUUCCUGCAGGCCCGGUGGACUCAGCUGGUGUCUCAGGGGGGUCUGGAUGGUCUGGGUCUGGACCAGCUGGCUCUGACUCUGGCCUGCUGGAUCAGUGAAGUCUCCUUUGCGCUGAACUCCGAGACAAACUUCCUGCGCAGGUCAUUCAGCUCAGUGUGCGACCUGCAGCAGGUGGAGGAUCGACGGGAGGCAGCGACAAUGAUCCGAGCUCUGACCGAGGUUCUCAUCCAGCCCCUGGACACACCGGAACCAGGACCAGGACUAGGACUAGGACCAGGACCAGGACCGGAGCUGGAGCUGCUGCUGGUGAUGGAGGAGGAGAAACAGGAGAAGAUAGAGAUCAGGGAGGAGGAGGAGGAGAAACGCAGGAUAAACACAGAGAUGGACGACUGAUCCAGUUAUAGAGGAGGAGGAGGGGGAAGGGGAGGAGGAGGUGAUGCAGGAGGAAGUGUGUGGUUCCUCUGCAGUGUUAAACCUUCUGUCACAGAAACAGGAUGUUUUUCCUGUUGACCCUUCACAGUAAAAGUCUGUGAUUCACCUGUAUAAAGCUUUUAAUGUGAAAGAGCAGCAGCAGGAAGUAGCUGCAGGGAAACGAUCUGAUUGGUGGAAAUGAACAAAUCGAUGGCGCUGAGAAUCUACCUCAGAGAAAAUCAGACAUCAGCCGUCAGAGCUGAUCAGAACUCUCCCAUAACUGAUCGAUAAACUGAUCAAUCAGCUGUUGGAUGGUGUUUGUAAAUGAAUCAUUUGUUAGUUUUUUAUCGCAGCAUGAAUUCAUCUGAGAUUUUCAAAUAAAGAGACGAUGAUCAGACUGAGA